Molecule: messenger RNA, 933 nt
Organism: Seriola dumerili (greater amberjack)
Lineage: Eukaryota; Metazoa; Chordata; Actinopteri; Carangiformes; Carangidae
Product: homeobox protein Hox-D9b-like
Exons: 2
Coding region: 1-933 (310 amino acids)
Biological process (GO): regulation of transcription by RNA polymerase II; anterior/posterior pattern specification; embryonic skeletal system morphogenesis
Cellular component (GO): nucleus
Molecular function (GO): RNA polymerase II cis-regulatory region sequence-specific DNA binding; DNA-binding transcription factor activity, RNA polymerase II-specific
Source: RefSeq, a predicted model, not a curated record
AUGUCGCUAACGAAUUAUUAUUCCAUGAUGGGGCUCCAGACCGAGGAGCCGUACGGUGCACACUUCAUCCCGGGAAGCUUGCAGGGUUCGACGGCCGGCUGCGCAAAGCCAGCCCGGGGAGCGGAGGAGGAGGAGGGGACUCCCAGCUCACACAUUCCGGAUUUCUCACAUUUUUCCAACAAACAAACGAGCUUAAAUGGCUUUUCUCCUUGGACAAACACCUCCACUUCCUCUUCGUCGUCUUCUCCGCAGCUGCAGUCCGCCCCCGGUGCCUCCAUCCCCAGCCUUUUUCAUCCACAUCACCUCUUGAGUCACCACCACCCUUAUUACGGCCCACAGGCGCAGGCACACGCCGAACACCUCGCAUCCUCUGCCGCUUCGGAGAGCAGGUUCGUCCGCUGUUGGGAGGGGGCGACUCCCACCUCGGAGACCGCUCUGUCACAAGCUCCAGCCAGUUUUCCCGGGUGUCUCCCCGCUCAGGGUGACCUCUCCAAUCCGAGCCCCAGGUACGAGGCGGUUAAACCGGAAAGCUCACCGCCGGCACACGACAGCCCCGGGGAUUCUAGCUUCGCCAGCCCGGCUGAGGUGGUCCUCGAGCGGCUUGGGACCGUGGAGGAGCUGGGAAGAAAGCCCGAGCCCAAGAAAGAGGAGGAGGAGAGAAAAACACAGCAGAAGCAGCCUGACCCGGAAAAUCCAUCAGCCAGUUGGAUCCACGCCAAGUCGACCCGGAAGAAGAGGUGUCCGUACACCAAGCACCAGACCCUGGAGCUGGAGAAGGAGUUCCUCUACAACAUGUACCUGACCAGGGACCGGCGCCUGGAGGUGGCAGGACUCUUAAAUCUGACAGAGAGACAAGUCAAAAUCUGGUUCCAGAACAGACGGAUGAAGAUGAAGAAGCUGAUGAUCCGUGAGAGGAGGAGUAUGAACGAAUGA